AUGUGCGAGAGAUUUGAAAGCGGACUCAAGUAUGAGGUUAAGGAGUGUGUGGGACCCUUGGAGAUACAAAAUAGAGGUAGACAGUUUCAACAACAAAAGCCUUAUGCCCGGGCACAAGGGAUUGCUAGAGAUCGACCAAGCCCCCAAAACAUGGGAUAUCAAAGGCCUCAGAAUCCAGCACAAAACCCAAUGCAUAUUGUUCGAUGCUAUCAUUAUGGACAAGAGAGACAUAGGAUAACUGAGUGUCCCAGAAGAACCAUGAUAUGUUAUGUCUGUCAAAAACUAGGCCAUCUUGCAAUAUAUUGUAGAGAGAAGGACACUGUUGACUAUAAGGAUGUUGUUAACAACAACAAUGUUGCACACCCUACUUCUUGA
This is a messenger RNA of Cicer arietinum (chickpea), 375 nucleotides long. NCBI's taxonomy places the organism in Eukaryota, Viridiplantae, Streptophyta, Magnoliopsida, Fabales, Fabaceae. The record is from RefSeq and is a predicted model, not a curated record.